Branchiostoma belcheri (Belcher's lancelet) is the source of this 450-nucleotide messenger RNA. RefSeq lists its product as uncharacterized. The transcript has 5 exons. The coding region runs from base 1 to 450 and encodes 149 amino acids. The record is from RefSeq and is a predicted model, not a curated record. NCBI's taxonomy places the organism in Eukaryota, Metazoa, Chordata, Leptocardii, Amphioxiformes, Branchiostomatidae.
AUGUCGGAAGAAGAGCAACAGUCUCAAGCUGGUGACACUAGUGCCAGACCCAUGCGGCGGCCUGAGUCUUAUUGGCUAUCAGAUGCGGACGCCGCUGCAAGAAUACCCAACCCUAUGUACGCCUCCAAUGCAGGCACCGCACCCAUGCAGCAGCCUCAGUCACUGCGAUCACGUGCGGACGCCGCUCCCAAUAUACCAAACCCUAUGUACACCUCCAAUGCAGCGGCCGACCCACCGAUGGACCAACCCCAGACUGAUUACCAGGCACGUGCGAACGACAAUGAAGACACACCCGACGCCACGUACGCCAACAUACCAGACGACCCACCCAUUGACCCACCCAUUGACCCACCCAUUGACCAACCCCGGACUGAUCACCAGGCACGUACUAACGACAAUGAAAACACACCCGGCGCUACGCAUCCCACCAGACCAGGUGAAAUGUAUUAA